UUUAUUCCUUCACUCAAUUCGCAACUAACAACUAUUAAAGUCGCGGUGUUAUGCCAGUUGCAAGAAGCACGCCGCGAUUGCUGUCUCUGGUCUUCGUCGCAAGUGUCGUCUUUUGCUGUUGUUUGAUUUUUCUUGGGGAGUUCGCGGACCGCCAAAGGGGUGGACGGAAGAAGAGCGAUGACAGCGAAAACAGAAGAAUUGUUGCGUUUUCGUUGAUGAAACAAAUCGAAAUCGAGAGCGAGGAGUUUAAUUGCGAUGGGGAAUUUUUGAUCGGGGAAAAGCCGAAGGAGCACACCGAAAAUCAAAUUUGGACUAAUCUGAAAGGGACAAAUGUUUUCAUUUAUUCGGUUUACCAUGACCGACGACUGUACCCUUACGAGUACUUAAGGAUAAUUGCCAUGAUUAAAGGUACCAGGAAUAGUACUCUGUUUUGCCAAAUUUUGUCCCAGGAUGGCCAGUACUUCAUAACCAGGACACGAGCUACCAAAAUAUGGUCAAAAUCGUGGAACCAAAACGACACUCACACGUACUACAACCCAUUCCUAAUAUCUUGUUACAUACCCUUUGGAGUUACCCCCAUUUCCGUCUCUUUUAGUUUAAAACCUUGUGAAAAAGCACCCAUCGAUUUUAAAAUUUCACCCGAAGACACCCUGCCAUCUAAAGACCUGCCGCAUAUUUUCACCAUCUGUGUAAAACCUUUAAAUUUCAACAAAGACAUCUCAUUAAAAUUGCUACAGUGGAUCGUCAUAAAUCAAAUACUUGGAGCCACAAAAAUGAACCUGUAUGUGGAAAACCUUCCAAAGAAGACUUUAAAAAUUCUACAAAGUUUCCAAAAAAGUCAAAAUGGGAUUACUUUACUUAAACACGACAAUCUAGAUUCUAGUUUUUAUCUCGACGAAACCACCAACAUUUGGCAAAAACGUCGCAACGAAAUUAUUACAUAUAACGACUGUCUUUACCGGAACAUCCACACGUCACACUUUAUAAUUCCAGUUGACAUAGACGAGAUAAUUGUACCACGACACGUGACUACGUGGGCGGAACUGUUACACGAAUCGUUAUCAGAAAGCAAAGACAAUUUCGCUUCGUAUACAGUUAGGAAUGCCUAUUAUUUACGCCAGUUUAAUGUGAAGAAGCGAUUAAAAGAAAAAAUUGUCUUCUUUAGGAAUGUGGUCCGCAGUGAUUUUAGCGGGGAACGGGAAUCAGGAAAAAGUUUCGUUUCGACUAAGAAUGCGUUGACUGUGUUCAAUCACUAUGCACUAAAAACGCUGAGACCGGGGAUUGGAAGGAUUAAGUUUUUGAAGAAGGAGUUAGUGCAAAUGAAUCAUUAUAAAGAUAACUGUGAUACUGUGAUACUGCCAGAGUGUGCCAAAUAUUUGUCUAGUCCUGUGAGGGUUGUUGAUAAUGUUAUUUUGAAGUACAAGAAAGUGUUUUAUAGAGAGUAUGCAAAGGCACUGAUGUUUUUGAACCAGACGAUGUCAUUGUCUUGAGAUAGUGAUUUCUCAUUUAGGUAAUGUUGUAAAUUUGUACAUACGAAUCGGAAAUUUGUAAUAUCUUGUAAUAAAUGAUACUUUUGUCACAUUGA
Molecule: messenger RNA, 1585 nt
Organism: Zophobas morio
Lineage: Eukaryota; Metazoa; Arthropoda; Insecta; Coleoptera; Tenebrionidae
Exons: 2
Coding region: 51-1490 (479 amino acids)
Cellular component (GO): cytoplasm
Molecular function (GO): glycosyltransferase activity
Source: RefSeq, a predicted model, not a curated record